GGGGAGGGCGCUGUAGCCAUUUCGCCACAUGAAAGCCCGAUGAGCUGAACGACCAACAUCCGACUUGUUCGCGGAGAAGAGAAAUCGGCUUUUCAGCGAGGACGUACACGAACUCGCGCGCAAAAAGACGCACGGCGCGCAAAAGACGCACGGCGCGCAGACACGUACACUUCCUCCUCCUCCUCCUCCGCGGUGGAAAAAAAAAGGAGAGAGAGAGAGAGAGAGAGGGCACACGCAAACGCAAACUUCUAAGUCUCCCAUGUGGAAAGCGGAGGUUUGAGGAUAAGGUACUCCGUUCCUUCCCCCCCUCUCUCCCUCUCUUUCUAUCCCUCUCUCGGUGUUUUUUUUUUUGCUGCACCGGAUAGUUGUGAUUCUAUGAGAGUCUCUCUCGGCGAGAAGAGAAGUUUGGUUGUUUGCCUGGUCGGCUGAGGAGGAGGUGGUGGAGGAGAAGAAGAAGAGUCGGGUUAAAAGUGGGGGAAGAUGGUCCGCAACGGCGCUUGGAGAAGAAGCUUGCUGUGCGUCCUGGCGCUCAGUCUCGGCUUCGCCCUCCCGCCGUGCAAAGCUCGGAUUUACACCAACCACUGGGCAGUCAGGAUAGGCGGUGGAACCGAGGUGGCCGAGCGGAUAGCGGAUAAAUAUGGCUAUAGGAACAUGGGACAGAUUGGGGAUCUCAAAGACCACUAUCACUUCUUCCAUAGCCGGACCAUCAAGAGGUCGACUUUGUCGAGUCGUGGUCGCCAUAGUUUCAUCUCCAUGGAGCCAAAGGUGGAGUGGAUACAGCAGCAGGUGGUGAAGAGGAGGAUAAAGAGGGAUUACAAACCAAACCCGCCCCUUUCCCUGUCUAGCCCCGCCCUCAGCAGCCCGGCCCAGAACAACAUAUUCUACAAUGACGCCAAGUGGAGCAGUAUGUGGUACAUUCACUGCAACGAUGACGUCCACAACUGCCAGUCCGACAUGAACAUCAUGGGGGCGUGGAAAAGGGGCUACACGGGUAAAAACGUGGUGGUGACCAUUCUGGACGACGGCAUCGAGAGGAACCACCCGGACCUCUUUCAGAACUACGAUCCUCAGGCCAGCUUUGACGUCAACGGCAACGAUAUGGACCCCAUGCCUCGAUAUGACGCCACAAACGAGAACAAACACGGGACACGGUGUGCGGGCGAAGUGGCUGCAGCUGCAAACAAUUCCCAUUGCAUUGUGGGAAUUGCCUACAAUGCCAGAAUAGGAGGCGUGCGAAUGCUGGACGGAGAUGUGACCGACAUGGUGGAGGCCAAGUCUCUGAGCCUGCAGCCGCAGCACAUCGACAUCUACAGCGCCAGCUGGGGACCCGACGACGACGGAAAGACCGUGGACGGACCCGCGUCUCUGGCCAGGCAGGCUUUUGAGAACGGCAUCCGCAUGGGGAGGAAGGGCCGCGGCUCCAUCUUCGUGUGGGCUUCAGGCAACGGCGGCCGCAGCAGAGACCACUGCUCCUGCGACGGCUACACCAACUCCAUCUACACCAUCUCCAUCUCCAGCACGGCCGAGAGCGGGCGGAAGCCGUGGUACCUGGAGGAGUGCUCGUCCACGCUGACCACCACCUACAGCAGCGGGGAGAACUACGACAGAAAGAUUAUCACAACAGACCUGAGACAUCGGUGUACAGACAGUCACACGGGGACAUCCGCCUCGGCUCCCAUGGCCGCUGCCAUUAUUGCUCUGGCCCUGGAGGCAAAUUCUCAACUGACAUGGAGAGACGUUCAGCAUAUCAUUGUGAAGACCUCCAGAGCGGGACAUCUCAGCGCCCCCGACUGGAAGACCAAUGCCGCUGGUUACAACGUCAGCCACCUCUACGGCUUCGGUCUGAUGGACGCCGAGGCGAUGGUGAAGGAGGCAGCACGAUGGAAGCAAGUCCCUACACAGCACGUCUGUGUGGAGAGCGCCGACCGACAAAUCAGAACCAUCCGUCCAGAGCACGUGGUCCGGUCGGUGUACAAGGCGACGGGAUGCACCGACAACCCCAACCACCACGUCAUCUACCUGGAGCACGUGGUCGUCCGGAUUACAAUCACACACCCUCGCCGUGGGGACCUGUCAAUCAACCUGACCUCGCCCUCAGGGACCAAGUCUCAGCUGCUCGCCAACAGGUUGUUUGAUCACUCCAUGGAGGGUUUUAAGAACUGGGAGUUUAUGACCACCCACUGCUGGGGGGAGAAGGCGGCAGGCGACUGGGUCCUGGAGAUUUACGACUCACCUUCUCAACUCCGCAGCCAGAAAGUCCCCGGCAAGCUGAAGGAGUGGUCGCUGGUGCUGUACGGCACCUCGGUGCACCCGUACCUGCGCAGCGAUAAGACGCGCUCCACAGACAUACUGACGCCCACCGAGGAGGAUUUCACCGAGGAGUACAACGGCCCCUGUGACUCUGAGUGCAACGAGAACGGCUGUGAAGGUCCUGGACCCCAUCACUGCAUCAACUGCCUGCACUACUUCCUCAAGUUCAAGAACAACACCAGGAUGUGCGUGUCCGAGUGCCCCAGUGGCUUUUUCCGCGACGACAGGAAGCGCUGCAAGAAGUGCUCCUCGUUGUGCGAGACCUGCGUCGGCAGCCGCAGCGACCAGUGCACCACGUGCCGGCCCGGUUUCCACCUCAACGAGGGCUCCAACACGUGUGUGGCCACCUGCGGGGAAAGCUUCUACCUCGACCACGAUUCCAACAUUUGCAGGAGAUGUUCAGAGAACUGUAAGAAGUGCACCUCCUCCAAUAUCUGCACAGAAUGUAAACCUGGCAUGAGUCUACAAGCAAACAAGUGCCAGAUGACCUGUGACGUGGGCACUUACUACAACGGCCACAGAACGACCUGUGAGCCGUGUCAUCGGGCCUGUGCCACUUGUGCAGGCACGGGGAUCGAGGCGUGCACUAAAUGUGCAGAGGGCUACUUACUAGAGGACUGGCGGUGUGUGUCGACAUGCAGCGCUGGGUACUACUUGUCAGAGCAGACCGCAGACAACGGGCAGGUUCAGAGGUCCUGUAAGAAGUGUGACCAUAGCUGCUUAGAGUGCUCGGGGCCCGGCGAGAGAAACUGCAGCAGCUGUGUCAGUGGUUACAAUCUGGAGGCGGGAGCCUGCGUGGUCAGCACCAUCUGCAAAGAUGCAAAUGAAGAAUCUUGGGCGGAGGGCAGUUUCUGCGUGCUUGUUAAAAAGAACAAUCUUUGCCAGAGGAAAGUGCUGCAGCAACUGUGCUGCAGAACGUGCUCGCAAAAGGGCUGACGGGAAGUACUCACUGGGCGUUAAAAAAAGGGAGUGCAGGGGGGGAUGCGAGAGCUCAGGGAGGGGGGGGGGGCACCCCCUCCUUCUCAAACUCCCCCCCUGCUCACUCAUUCACAGUCACAUAAUUUAUAAGAGAAUCUGUGCCUCUUUACGGGACUGCAUCGGAGGUGCGAUGACAGGACUACAACAAACCUACCUUUUUUUCAGUACUGGGACACACACACGUGGUCAGGGUGUCAAAUGACUUACGGGACUUAUUUUCAAGAACAAACAAGAAAAAUGAAACUAAAGUGAAAACACACAAAUGAACAAAAAGUGUCGGUAUUUUGUGACCAAAGCAUCGAUGCCAAAAUAAUUGAACCUUCUUUUUUUUUGUUGUUGUUGUUGCCAGUGUAGGAAGCAUAGCUUAAAAAACAGGAGCCACUUCAGCCUGUGAAUCUCUGAAUACAUCUGUGUGCAUUUUUAUUUUGGCUUCUCCUCCUCCUCCUCUCUCUCUCUCUCUCUCUCUCUCUCUCUCUCUCUCCAACGUUAUCGAUAAACAGAUGGAAAGAGAACAUACAGUAGGAAAAGGCCCGGGGGUUUUCUACCUGUAAAUAUACGUCAAAGGAUUAAAAAAAAAAAAUGAAGCUGGCUCAGUGAUGUGAAAAUAAUGUCUGUCUGGGCUGACUUUAGAGAGGGUAACACACACGGACCAACUUGUGCACCCCACACACACACACACACACACACACACACACACACACACACACACAAACACAUAAAUCAGCCAACUUUAAAGUAAGAUGCACACAGUGUCACAAGAAGCACGUUACUGACCGAAAUCACCUCAUUUCAUUUAUUUAAAAACACAAACCUGCCCUCUGAACACUGUGUUUGUCUUCAUCAGUGUGUGUGUGUAUGUGUGUGUGUGCGUGUGUGUGUGUAUGUUGUAGGAGAAUGUCAUUAAUUCUUAAUGUAAGCCCAGACAGCAUUGAUUCAUUCCAGAGGUACUACAAGACGAGUCGAUAGCCAUUCCUUCUGGAGCUUUGUGCAGGGAAAGGAAACCCUGCAGUGAGUCAAAAAUGAAUUUGUGGUGCUCGGGAUGCACCGACGACGACGGACAUUUCUGUUUCUUUACACUUCAACUUUGACCCCAGACUGAGUAUUGAAUCCAUCCAUUUCUUUGAAUGAAAUAAUUCAAAGCAGAAUAAUUCAAAUUUAACUUUUACAGGGAACUAUAUAUUUUUUUUCUUUGUGUUAUUUUCCCCUCUUGCCAUGUGCAACCCUGAUAAAGGGAAUUUUGUCAAAUUUAUUAUACUUUUUGUUAUGUGCUAGGGUUGUCAUGAUACCAGAAUUGAAAACUUUGAUGCCAGUCUUGCAAAACUCAAACAAUAUGGAAACCUGUUUUCGAUAUCACAGCAACUAAAAUAGAAAAACGGCAACUGAUAUUCGGUCAUUUAUUGGUUUUAAUUUUUAAGAAAUGGCAAGAAAAACUCCUUCGCACUGUCUGAAUUUGCACAAUACAAACAUUGCCAACGUUUUAUGUGCUAUGUAGACAGUGUGCAGGUGUUUGUUUGCUAUUCUUCAUGGAUUAAUUCCUCUCCAACACACCUGUGUUUGAAUCAAGUGGUGUCGAAAAAGAACUGAAGUAUGGAACAUUUUGACGACCUUCCUUGGUGCAUCCCUAUAUGUUGCUGUUCUCAAAUAAAAAAUAGAAGAUUUAGAAGUUUCUGCUCUUUGUGGAUGCAUAUCAGCUGAAGCAUCGCUCUACACUUCCAACACAGAAGGUCAAUGACGGGCACAGAAAAAUGUUCUGUUAUUCUCAUGUUUCGGUCUCCGACAAGGCGGACAGGCGGUGAACCGCUCAGGUGCAAAAAAUCAGACGUGAAGCUCCGGCUUCCUCACAAAAAAGGAUUUAGUUUGACAUUCAGCAGUCGGAUAUUUGUGAAAAAUCAGUAAAACAAACAUAAGAAGGCAAUCAAUGUUUUCUACUUUCAUUAUAAUUGUUGGAGCUGACAUAACACAUAAAUGCAGAAGAAGAAAAUGUUAAAUGGUAUCGAGCCCCUAAAGUCCUGGUGAUGUCAGAGGUCUGGUUUCUCCUCCUGUCCGUCUCCGAGCCCGCUCCUCAUGAAACUCUAAAAGGUUAUUCUGGUGGUGCCGGUUUUCCAAUAAAGAGCAGCGGAUACAAUGUUUAUGAUUCCUCUUGUAUUUGUGUGCGUUCUCACACCUGCAGCUCGAGCAUUCACAGUAUUAGAUGACUUGUUGUACUUGUCGGCUGGUUAUGGUUCUUGAUGAUUUGUAAUAAAGAUUGAUGAUGACUCCCCUGUUUUGGUUAACAAAAACUUAUUCUUGGUCAUUGUUUAAGAUGACUUGAAUUGACUUUUUAGAUUUUGUGUGGUCGUAUAGGCGCACGCACACACCCCCCACUCCCCCUCCCCCCCACCCACCCUCCCUCGUAUAAAAGCUGUUUUUAUCGUGUACCUGUGACAUAUCUGUGACGAUGCAUUAUUAAUGUUACUCAAAGUCCUAGUUUUGAAAAAUCUUUUUUUACUUAAGUGUUCUUAUUAAAAUGUUUAAUCUGUU
Labrus mixtus (cuckoo wrasse) is the source of this 5808-nucleotide messenger RNA. RefSeq names its product proprotein convertase subtilisin/kexin type 5b (gene pcsk5b). The transcript has 21 exons. The coding region runs from base 481 to 3246 and encodes 921 amino acids. Gene Ontology annotation, cellular component: Golgi membrane; trans-Golgi network. Gene Ontology annotation, molecular function: serine-type endopeptidase activity. NCBI's taxonomy places the organism in Eukaryota, Metazoa, Chordata, Actinopteri, Labriformes, Labridae. The record is from RefSeq and is a predicted model, not a curated record. Gene Ontology annotation, biological process: peptide hormone processing.